Messenger RNA from Rangifer tarandus platyrhynchus (Svalbard reindeer), 1245 nucleotides. NCBI's taxonomy places the organism in Eukaryota, Metazoa, Chordata, Mammalia, Artiodactyla, Cervidae. The record is from the annotation of a GenBank genome assembly.
AUGUCAGGGCUCGGGAGGAGUCAGGGUAAUGACCAUCCUCCGCGUCACACGGAAAACUCAGGACCCUCCCCUGUGGUCAGCACUUCCUCCCAGCCAAACACGGGGAUGGGUGCGUCGGUCUGUCAGGGGAGGUUGGAGCUUGCUUGUGAAGGGUCAGCCUCGAGACAGCAGAAGGGCGGGUGCCCUCCUUGCCUGCCACCCUGCCUGCACGUGACUGUGAUCCAUCAUGCCUCGGAGGCACAAGAACAAGUACCAUGCCCGUGUGAAAUGGCACAGGGUUUUUCCUCCAGCUCCCCUGCUACUGGAGAUCACCAGGAGCUUCAGGGAGCCGUGGCCCCUAGCUCUCCUGAUGCAGGGCCUUUCUGCACAGGAUCUGAUGAAGGUGCCCAGGGCCCAGAGGAGGAAAGUGUAGGUGCCUCCCAGGCAGCCCCGGCCACUCAGAGCACUCGCAGAGAUCCUGUGACUACGAAGGCCAGCAUGCUGGUGGGGUUCCUGCUGGACAAGUACCCCAAGCAGCAGCCCAUCACGCAGAACGCCCUGCUGAAGGUCGUCAGCAGGAAGUACAGGCAGCACUUACCCGAGAUCCUCAGGAGAGCCUCUGAGUGCGUAGAGCUGGUAUUUGGCCUGGAGCUGAUGGAUGUCGACCGUAGCAGGAAGAUCUACGCCCUCAUCAGCAAGCUCAACCUCAGGGGCGAUGAAGGUCCGAGUGAUGAAGGAGGGCUGCCCAAGUCCGGUCUCCUCAUGGUGCUCCUGGGCAUUAUCUUUGUGAAGGGUAACCGUGCAACUGAGGAGGAGAUCUGGGAAUUACUCAGUGUGCUGGAGGCCUAUGCUGGGUGCAGGCACUGGAUCUUUGGGGAGACCAGAAGGCCCAUCACCAAAGAUCUGGUGCAGAAGAAGCACCUGAUGUGCCGACAGGUGCCCAAUAGUGAUUCUCCGAGCUACGAGUUCCUGUGGGGCCCGAGAGCUUGUGCUGGGACCAAUAAGAUGAAGGUGUUGGAGGUGCUGACCAAGAUCCUCCAUACAGUCCCUAGUUCCUUCCCAGACUUCUAUGACGAGGCUUUGAGAGAUCAGGCGGAGAGAGCAGGGCUGAGAGGCGUGGCCAGGGAUCCAACGAUGGCUGAAGCCAGUUGCCCCUUCCAGGGCCAAGUCCUACAGCUCCUCCCACGUCUAGGGAGGGGGACCCAGCCAUUUUCUUCCCUUUUGUGUUGGAACAGAGCUGUCAGGCUCCUGACUAGUAAAGAGUAG